UUAGUGUGAGGUUGGCACGAACUGUAUAAUACUUAAAAUAACGUGCAGAUAGACGAAAUUAUAGGCGGAUUAUUGAGACAAAUAAAUAAAUUAUAUGUAAAAAGCUAUUGCUUACAUUGAAAUAAUUAAAUUCUAAGGAAUCCUCGUGUUCUAAAUCCGUAAGCACUCAUCUCAGCAUGGCUCAUUCAUCUGGAUCAAAAGGAAAUUUAAAAAGUGGUUUAAUAGACUUCACAGCUGGGUCAUUAGGUGGGAUAGCAGUUGUGUAUGUUGGACAGCCUCUGGAUACAGUGAAAGUAAAAAUGCAAACAUUUCCUCAUCUUUACAAAGGAAUGUUUCAUUGCCUAAAACAAACUCUCCGUAAUGAUGGUAUAAUAAGAGGGCUGUAUGCAGGAACAACACCCGCAAUAAUGGCAAAUGUUGCUGAGAAUUCUGUAUUAUUUGCAGCAUAUGGUUAUUGUCAAAAAUUUGUGUGUAAUGUGAUGGGAAUGGAGAGUGUCGAUGAACUGUCAAUGGUGGGCAAUGCAUCAGCGGGUUUCCUGGCAGCUUUUUUCUCUUCUUUUACACUGUGCCCAACAGAGUUAAUCAAGUGUCAACUGCAGGCAAUGAGAGAAGUUAACAUCCAAGGCUCACAAACAGCUGUAAAGAUAACUCCACUACAGUUGACUCAACAAAUAUUCAAACAAUAUGGAAUACAAGGUUUAUUUCGAGGUCUUGUACCAACAAUCAUGAGGGAAAUGCCAGGCUACUUCUUCUUUUUUGGUGGAUAUGAAGGCACAAGAGAAUUAUUAGCAAAACCCGGUCAAUCAAAGGAUGAAAUAGGUUUUGUAAAGACUAUGAUAUCCGGUGCAGUUGGAGGAUUAGUUUUGUGGACAAUUAUUUUCCCAUCUGAUGUUAUUAAAUCAAGAAUACAAAUAUCAAAUAAAAGUCAGAAAUUCCUUACUGUUGGUUUGGAUAUUGUUCAAAAAGAAGGAGUGCUGGCACUUUACAAUGGUCUCAAGCCAACUUUAGUAAGAACGAUACCAGCAACAGCUGUUCUAUUCGUUGUAUAUGAAUAUUCAAAGAAAUUUAUGUACCAGUCCUUUGGGGAUUAAGUUAAGGCUAAGAGAUGUUUAGAGGAGGCCUUUAGCCCAGCAGUGGGACAUUCACAGGCUGUUACGGUUUACAGUUAUGGUUUAAGAGAUGUUUAAUAUUUACUUUAAAAUAUAAUAAUAAAACAAUUAUUUCAUUAA
Nymphalis io (European peacock) is the source of this 1229-nucleotide messenger RNA. Its product is annotated as mitochondrial ornithine transporter 1. NCBI's taxonomy places the organism in Eukaryota, Metazoa, Arthropoda, Insecta, Lepidoptera, Nymphalidae. The record is from RefSeq and is a predicted model, not a curated record. Gene Ontology annotation, molecular function: L-ornithine transmembrane transporter activity. Gene Ontology annotation, biological process: mitochondrial L-ornithine transmembrane transport. The transcript has 7 exons. Bases 177 to 1091 code for a protein of 304 amino acids.